AUGACGGGCACCAAAGCUUCCAAGCCUGUCUUCCCUGUAGAGGCAGCCUCGGCAGAGUACGCCGCAUCUCUGGAUGCAGCGGAUCCUCUGCGUGAGUUCCGGGACCAGUUCAUCAUUCCCUCUAAGGCCAAUCUGGCAACAAAGAAGCUGGCGAAGCCAGGUCUAUCAUCAGAGCCAAGCAUAUACUUCUGUGGCAACUCCCUUGGUAUCCAGCCCAAGGCGGUGUCGAAGUAUAUGGAGGCCCAGUUGGAUACUUGGUCCUCCAUCGGGGUCUGUGGUCACUUUACUGGACUCGAAGGGUCUCCCUUAGGUCCAUGGCAGCUUUUGUCGGAGCAAGCAGCUGCUUCGAUGUCGAAGAUUGUCGGGGCAGCGCCCGAAGAGGUCGCAGCCAUGGGCACACUGACAACUAACCUCCACCUGUUGCUCGCGAGCUUUUAUAAGCCGACCGAGACCAAGCGCAAGAUCCUGAUGGACUGGAAGGCGUUCCCCAGUGAUCAUUAUGCGAUUGAAUCACACAUUGCCUGGCAUGACAUUGACGCAAAGGAGAACAUGGUCCUCAUUGGUCCAGACGAGGGACAGUAUGAGAUCUCAACGGAAAAGAUCUUGUCGUAUAUCGACGAGCAUGCCGAAACCGCAGCACUGCUUCUUCUUCCCGGAAUCCAGUACUACACUGGACAGCUAUUCGACAUCCCGACAAUCACCAAAUAUGCCCAAGCGAAGGGUCUCGUCGUUGGCUGGGAUAUGGCACACGCAUUUGGAAAUGUGCCGCUGCAGCUGCACGAGUGGAAUGUCGACUUCGCAGCCUGGUGCACAUACAAGUACGGCAACGCCGGGCCCGGGGCGAUGGGUGGAAUAUUUGUGCAUGAGAAACAUGGCGAGGUUGAUUACAGCGCUGGACCCGAUGCUCCAAAGUUCCGUCAUCGUUUGACUGGAUGGUAUGGCGGUGACCGCUCCGUGCGAUUCAAGAUGGAUAAUAAGUUCAAGCCCAUUCCUGGAGCUGGAGGCUUCCAGGUCUCCAACCCAUCAGUCAUUGAUUUGACGUGUCUUUGCGCGGCUUUGUCUGUAUUCGAUCAGACCUCCAUGGCGGAUCUGCGUCAGAAGUCUUUGAAGCUGACGGCUUAUUUGGAGUUCCUGCUUCUGAAGGAUACCGAGGAGGAGACUCGCCUGUUUGAUAUUAUUACACCAUCGGAUCACCUAGCUCGAGGCGCUCAGCUGAGCCUUUUGCUCAAGCCUGGCUUGCUGCACAAGGUCUCCGAACGUUUGCAGGAUGCUGGUAUUAUUUGCGACAAGCGGGAACCAGGUGUUGUCCGUGUAGCGCCUGUGCCGUUGUACAACACUUUCUCUGAAGUGUUCAACUUUGUCAAGGAGCUCAAGGGGGCUUUGGCUUCUAGUUAG
Messenger RNA from Penicillium bovifimosum, 1395 nucleotides. RefSeq lists its product as uncharacterized. Lineage: Eukaryota; Fungi; Ascomycota; Eurotiomycetes; Eurotiales; Aspergillaceae. Gene Ontology annotation, biological process: NAD+ biosynthetic process. Gene Ontology annotation, molecular function: pyridoxal phosphate binding; kynureninase activity. Gene Ontology annotation, cellular component: cytoplasm. The coding region runs from base 1 to 1395 and encodes 464 amino acids. The record is from RefSeq and is a predicted model, not a curated record. The transcript is spliced from 4 exons.